Molecule: messenger RNA, 204 nt
Organism: Parnassius mnemosyne (clouded apollo)
Lineage: Eukaryota; Metazoa; Arthropoda; Insecta; Lepidoptera; Papilionidae
Source: the annotation of a GenBank genome assembly
AUGGCGGCUUCAGUUAAAAUCGACCAACUUACUGUCGAUAAUUAUGAUACAUGGAAGAUCCAUAUGCGGGCUAUUUUGAAGAAAAAUGACCUGUGGGAUUAUGUGUCGGGCGCGAUACCGAAGCCUGCGAAAAGUGACGCCAAGUUUGCAGAGUGGUGUAAAAUGGACGGUAAAGCCGAGCAGAGACAUUUUGUUAGCUGUUAG